GGCCAAUGGGCGGCCGGGACGCGGGGUUCCCUGGGGGCCUUGCGGGACGGGCGCUCGCGCUGUCGCCUUCCGCGGUCAUGGAGCCGGCCGGAGGCUCGGGCACAGACCCCGCCAAGGCCAUCAGGCCCAUUGAUCGGAAGUCAGUCCAUCAGAUUUGUUCCGGGCAGGUGGUCCUGAGCCUUAGCACCGCGGUGAAGGAGUUGGUAGAAAACAGCGUGGACGCUGGUGCCACGAACAUCGAUCUAAGACUGAAAGACUACGGGGUGGACCUCAUUGAAGUUUCAGACAACGGAUGUGGGGUGGAAGAAGGAAACUUCGAAGGCUUAACUCUGAAACACCAUACUUCUAAGAUCCAAGACUUUGCCGACCUAACCCAGGUUGCAACUUUUGGCUUUCGGGGGGAAGCUCUGAGCUCACUGUGUGCACUGAGUGACGUGACCAUCUCCACCUGCCACUCGUCUGCCAAGGUCGGCACCCGGCUGGUGUUUGAUCACAGCGGGAAAAUCCUCCAGAAAACACCCUGCCCGCGCCCCAGAGGGACCACGGUCAGCGUGCAGCAGUUGUUUUACCCGCUGCCUGUGCGCCACAAGGAGUUCCAGAGGAACAUCAAGAAGGAGUAUGCCAAAAUGGUCCAGGUCUUGCAUGCUUACUGUAUCAUUUCAACGGGCAUCCGUGUGAGUUGCACCAACCAGCUCGGACAAGGCAAGCGCCAGCCUGUGGUGUGCACAAGUGGGAGCUCCAGCAUAAAGGAAAACAUCGGAUGUGUGUUUGGGCAGAAGCAGCUGCAGAGCCUCAUCCCCUUUGUUCAGCUGCCCCCCAGCGACUCUGUCUGUGAAGAGUACGGUCUGAGCUGCUCGGAAGCGCUGCACAAUCUCUUCUAUAUUUCAGGUUUCAUCUCACAGUGCACCCAUGGUGUUGGAAGGAGUUCAACCGACAGACAGUUUUUCUUCAUCAAUCGGCGGCCUUGUGACCCAGCAAAGGUCUCCAGGCUCGUGAACGAGGUCUACCACAUGUAUAAUCGGCACCAGCACCCGUUUGUCGUUCUGAACAUUUCUGUCGAUUCAGAAUGUGUGGACAUCAACGUGACUCCAGAUAAAAGACAGAUUUUACUGCAGGAGGAGAAGCUCUUGCUGGCAAUUUUAAAGACCUCUCUGAUUGGAAUGUUUGACAGUGACGUGAACAAAGUGAACGUCAGCCAGCAGCCGCUGCUGGAUGUUGAAGGUAACUUAAUAAAAGUGCACACAGCGGAAACGGAGACUCCUCUGCCCGGGAAGCAGGGUAGCCCUGCCUUGCUGGGGGCUCCAGGAGGGGAGCAGAGAAGGGCAGUAUCUGUUUCCCGACUGAGAGAGGCCUUCUCCCUUCGCCACACAGCAGAGAACAAGGCUCAGGGCCCAAAGACUCCGGCCCUGAGUCCCAGAUGCAGGCCGCGGGAGACGGGAGUGCCACCGCCUAGCGCCUCAGGCCCCAGCCCUGGCCCCGGCAGAGGCUGGCCGGGCCCUCGGGCGGAGGCUGUGAGUCCCAUCAAGGGCCCCGGAGACCACAAAGGCCUGGCGGGCACAGAGGAGGACCCUGGGCCCAGCAGCGCCCCAGCCAGCUCAGGGGAAGGGCUCUGCGCCCUGGACUGUGCAGUGAACUCCCCGGAAGACGGGCCCCCGCGGGAACACGUGUCGCCCUGCGAGGGUGAGACAGAAUCCAACGGGAACUGCCGCGAGCAGUGUGAACGCGCUCAAGUUCCGCCUGCACCUGCUGAGCUCUCAUCCCCGAGCGCCAAGCGUCGGAAGAAGGAUGGCGCUCCCUCCGGCCCGGACCUUCCCCGCGGGCCGGCGUCUCAGCUUGAUGUGGCUGUGAAAGUCCCUAAGAGAGUGGUGCCCCUCGACUUCUCCAUGAGUUCUUUAGCCGAACGGGUGAGGCGUCUGCUUCACCGAGAAGAGCCAGGUGGAGGCGAGCAGAACUACAGGAGGUUCCGGGCGAAGAUCUGCCCUGGGGACAACCAGGCGGCCGAGGAGGAGCUGAGGAAGGAGAUCAGUAAAGCGAUGUUUGCAGAGAUGGAGAUCAUUGGCCAGUUCAACUUGGGGUUUAUAAUCACCAAACUGCACGAGGAUCUCUUCAUAGUGGACCAGCACGCCACGGACGAGAAGUACAACUUCGAGAUGCUGCAGCGGCACACCGUCCUGCAGGGCCAGCGGCUCAUAGCGCCUCAGGCUCUCAACCUGACCGCUGUGAAUGAAGCCAUUCUGCUAGAGAACCUGGAGAUAUUCAGGAAGAAUGGCUUUGACUUCGUCAUCGAUGAAGCUGCUCCAGUCACGCAAAGGGCUAAGCUGGUCUCCUUGCCGACCAGUAAAAACUGGACCUUCGGGCCCCAGGACAUAGACGAGCUCAUCUUCAUGCUCAGCGACAGCCCUGGGGUCAUGUGCCGGCCCUCGCGCGUCCGCCAGAUGUUUGCCUCCAGAGCCUGCCGGAAGUCCGUGAUGAUUGGCACCGCCCUGAACCCCAGCGAGAUGAAGCAGCUUGUCACCCACAUGGGGGAGAUGGACCACCCCUGGAACUGUCCCCACGGAAGGCCCACCCUGCGGCACAUCGCCAAUCUGGCUGUCCUUUCUCAGAAGUGACUCUGACUCGUCUCGUGGCAGAUUUUCCUGUUUUAGGAGACAGGGUCUCAGUUAACCCUCGUGUUGUCUCACAGCUAACCUGCUGCUUUAGGCCCCGAGAACCUGUUCAGAGCGUGGGGAGCCUUGCUCGCAGGGGUUCUGUGUGUGUGCGUGCGUGUGCGAGUGUGUGUGUGCGUGUGAGUGUGCUACAGAAGAAGCAACACUUACUCAGGCCUCCGCUCUUGCUGGACGUAUUUUGAUCUGCGCCCGUCAACCCUGAUGAUUCAGCUCCUAUCGGCUUAAUUUCGUAAAUUUAAAAUCAAGGUCCUGUGGAGUCAAUGGUUCUGAACUGUGACGCACACCAGAUUUUAAAAAAGGAAUGAUCCAAGGAGCCCGGGGGAUCGUGUGAAUGGGGCUGGGUUCUCGCCGUUCACUUGUGCCCUGUGUGCAGCGUGCUGUCCCAAGCAGGGAAGGGACAAGGCCUGGGGUGCUGGGAUUUGUUUCUUUGGGCUGUGAGCUGUGGGACACGUUUUCGUGGAAUCUCGUCCCGUCUGAACUGUGCAAAGAGUGGAAGGAACGGGGUCAUUUUUGGCCCGGGGCAGCAUUCCUCAGACAGAACAGGACUGGCAGUAAUUGUCAGCUAUCAGCUGUCAGCCACCGUGCUGGGGGGUCGGGCAUCCCAGAGGGGGCUGUGUGCCCUCCCCAGAAGCUGCGGCUCUGUCACCCUGCAGGGCAGAGGGGUCUCUGCAGCUGUGUUAGGGGCCCCACGGCUCCCGCUGGCCAGAGACCCACACUGCUGGCCUUGAGGCCAGGGGAAGGUGCCAGGAGCCAAGGCGUGCUUGAAGCUGGGAAAGGCCAGGGAAUGGACUUUGUCCUGGAGCCUCGGAAGGAGCCGGCCACACUGGACUGCUGAACAAAGCUGUCACAUAAUAAACGUGAUGCUUCAAGCCACUA
This is a messenger RNA of Oryctolagus cuniculus (rabbit), 3542 nucleotides long. It is a transcript of the gene PMS2, whose product is annotated as PMS1 homolog 2, mismatch repair system component. The record is from RefSeq and is a predicted model, not a curated record. Gene Ontology annotation, molecular function: ATP binding; mismatched DNA binding; ATP hydrolysis activity. Gene Ontology annotation, biological process: mismatch repair; somatic hypermutation of immunoglobulin genes. NCBI's taxonomy places the organism in Eukaryota, Metazoa, Chordata, Mammalia, Lagomorpha, Leporidae. Gene Ontology annotation, cellular component: MutLalpha complex.